AUGGCUGCCCUAGGGGAGGAUCUAUUGGUUACUGUCAAUAAAUUGCAAGACCUAGUUUUUAACACCAUUGGAAAUGACUCGCUUGAUUUACCGCAAAUUGUUGUGGUCGGCUCGCAGUCAUCUGGAAAAUCGUCUGUAUUGGAAAACAUAGUUGGAAGAGACUUUCUUCCGAGGGGCAGCGGAAUCGUGACUAGAAGACCUUUGAUCUUGCAACUUAUAAAUAUUCCUAGUGAGCGUCAGGACAAACCCGAAGGCGAUGAUGUCCAUAUUCCGCAUACGGCCGCCAGUGUAUCUGGACAGAAUGAGUGGGCAGAGUUCCAUCACCAUCCGGGCCGCAAAUUUGACGAUUUUGCUCUUGUUAAGCAGGAGAUCGAAGCUGAGACCGCGAGAAUAGCCGGGAAUAAUAAGGGUAUCAACCGCCAGCCGAUCAACCUGAAGAUAUUUUCUCCUCAUGUGCUCAACCUCACAAUGGUUGAUUUGCCAGGUCUGACCAAGGUGCCAAUUGGAGACCAGCCGUCGGAUAUUGAAAAGCAAACCCGUGCUUUGAUUCUCGAAUAUAUUGCGAAGCCAAACAGUAUCAUCCUAGCCGUCUCACCCGCAAAUGUCGAUUUGGUCAACUCUGAGUCUCUGAAGCUAGCCCGACAGGUAGAUCCCAUGGGUCGGAGGACAAUUGGCGUUUUGACGAAAUUGGACCUCAUGGAUCAUGGGACUAAUGCCAUGGACAUUCUGUCUGGCCGUGUGUAUCCGCUAAAGCUCGGCUUCAUCGGAGUGGUUAACAGGUCCCAGCAAGAUAUCCAGUCUGGCAAAUCUUUAUCGGAAGCCCUCCACGCUGAAGUCGACUUCUUCCGACACCACCCGGCCUAUCGAAACAUGGCAAAUCGAUGCGGUACACAGUUUCUUGCGAAGACGCUGAAUUCGACGCUAAUGUCACAUAUAAGGGAUCGCCUACCUGACAUAAAAGCUCGCCUAAAUACUCUCAUGGGCCAAACACAACAAGAGCUUGCCAGCUAUGGCAACAAGCAAUUCAGUGGUAAAGAACAUCGGGGGUCUCUGAUUCUACAACUGAUGACGCGAUUCGCGUCCUCGUUUAUAUCUUCAAUCGAUGGAACUUCAUCUGAAAUAUCCACCAAAGAGCUAUGUGGCGGUGCUAGGAUAUACUAUAUAUUUAAUUCUGUUUUCGGAAAUUCCCUUGAUACCAUUGAGCCGACACAGAACCUUUCAGUUUCGGAUAUCAGGACAGCCAUUCGCAAUUCGACUGGGCCGCGCCCAAGCCUUUUUGUGCCGGAGCUUGCUUUUGACCUUCUCGUGAAACCUCAAAUAAAGCUACUCGAACCUCCUAGCCAAAGGUGUGUUGAGCUAGUUUACGAGGAGCUUAUAAAGAUAUGCCAUACCUGUGGGUCGCAAGAACUCCUCCGCUUCCCCCGCCUCCAAGGCAAGCUCAUUGAAGUCGUGUCGGAUCUCCUUCGUGAGAGACUAGGUCCUUGUUCAACGUACGUGGAAUCGUUGAUUUCAAUACAAAGGGCCUACAUCAACACGAACCAUCCAAAUUUCCUCGGUGCAGCUGCGGCAAUGUCUUCAAUUAUGCAAAGCAGACAAGAGCAAGAGAGGAAGGCCGCGCUAGCGGAAGACCGACGCAAGCGAGAGAAGAGACGAAUUAAAGAACUGGGUGGCCCGAACGGAAAUACGCCCGCCUAUAUUGAAGAAGAGGAAGAGCAAUCAGAAGCCAAGCACUUUCCUAUCAGAUCCCAAUCUAACAAAGGAACUAGAGGCAUGUCUCCUCACGUUGGUAAAAACCAAGAGAGCGGGGUUACUGCCAGCUUAAAUGGCACGCACUCCAGCGCACAAGGCGCGUUCGGAGGUGCAAAUUCCACCCGCGAUUCGUUCUUGAAUUACUUUUUUGGCAAGGACGGUGCGCAACCAUCUACUUCCUCUGCUCUGAGUCAAAAUCAAAACAGACAACCCGCCCAUGAAGUCAACACCAGCCCUAAUCCACGGCGCACAGAGAUCCUUUCACCUGUGUUGAACUCGCAGGAUUACACCGCAAUGGCUGAACACAAUGAUGUGGGUUCCUUUUUGAGGGAUGAUUCUGAGCCAGCCAUCUCUGACCGAGAACUUAUGGAAACUGAGUUGAUUCGAAGGCUAAUCUCUUCAUAUUUCACCAUCGUGAGGGAGACAAUUGCGGAUCAGGUUCCAAAAGCCAUCAUGCACCUUCUUGUAAACCAUAGCAAAGACGUUGUGCAAAACCGGCUUGUUAGCGAACUCUACAAAGAAGAGUAUUUUGCUGAGCUUCUUUAUGAGGAUGAUGGCAUCAAAGCCGAGAGGGAAAAGUGCGAGAGAUUGCUAGAGACAUACAAGGCUGCGGCAAAGAUUGUUGGCGAAGUCCUGUAG
This is a messenger RNA of Aspergillus puulaauensis, 2388 nucleotides long. It is a transcript of the gene DNM1, whose product is annotated as dynamin-related GTPase DNM1. Bases 1 to 2388 code for a protein of 795 amino acids. The transcript is spliced from 3 exons. NCBI's taxonomy places the organism in Eukaryota, Fungi, Ascomycota, Eurotiomycetes, Eurotiales, Aspergillaceae. Gene Ontology annotation, biological process: mitochondrial fission; peroxisome fission. The record is from RefSeq and is a predicted model, not a curated record. Gene Ontology annotation, cellular component: microtubule; mitochondrion; peroxisome. Gene Ontology annotation, molecular function: GTP binding; GTPase activity; microtubule binding.